Monomorium pharaonis (pharaoh ant) is the source of this 2043-nucleotide messenger RNA. Its product is annotated as major royal jelly protein 3. The transcript is spliced from 7 exons. The record is from RefSeq and is a predicted model, not a curated record. Gene Ontology annotation, cellular component: extracellular region. NCBI's taxonomy places the organism in Eukaryota, Metazoa, Arthropoda, Insecta, Hymenoptera, Formicidae. Bases 584 to 1786 code for a protein of 400 amino acids.
UUUGUUAUAAAUUGAAUUAAUCAAGUCUUUAAACUAUUCACUUUUUAAAUAUUUUCUCCUUGGUACAAUGCAAUAAAUAACGCUUUAUUUUAAAAAAUUUGAAAAAAAUUUUUAUUCGCCGGAAGUAACAAUGUGAAAUGUAAAAUGUAAAAACAAACAAUUUUUCUGCUUUUGUCUGUUUAUUCUACAAAUUUUGUCAUUCAUUAAAACUUUUAAGUGAUGUAAAUGCAUAUUAUUUUUUCUAGUGGCUCGCUAUUUAUUGUUUUACGAUUUCUUCGGUAACCUAGUAACACGACAUUUUUAAAAUGUGUUAAAUACAUUAAAUUCAAUAUAUGUAUCUCUUAUGUAGAACAUGAGAUUAUCGGUUAUUGAGUUCAUGCUUUUUAAUUAUUUAACAGUACUUUAAUAAGAACAUUUUUCUGAAAUUUUCAUAUGUAUUAUGUUACGAAUAUAUUAUAAGUAUUAUCAUCUAACAUUAAUCUCAUUCAUGCGUUUGCUCUCACGAGAUACGUACAAUUGGUGUUACACAGUUUAUUUACAUUAUAUAUUAUUGUUAUUUUACAUAUAAUUGACUAUAACAAAGAUGAAGUAUUUUCUGUUUGCCCUGUCGAUUUUAUCGGUAGUACUUAGAUUGAGUUUUGGAAAUCUGCAGUUAAUGCACCAAUGGAAAUACAUUGAUUUUCUAUGGGAGAGUUCACAGCAGAAGCAACAAGCGAUAGAUUCCGGAAAAUAUGACCCCAAAGCAAUAUUUCUAUAUGAUGCAGACAUAGCACCAGAUGGUAGAGUAUUCGUUACUGUGGCAAGGGACCAGGGUGCACCAGUAAGUGUGAUGACAGUAACUGACAAACACGGAGAAGGUGGUCCAAUUUUGCGUCCAUAUCCGGAUUGGUCUUGGUAUAAAGAUGAUUGCAAUGGUAUUACAGGUGGUGUUUACCAAGUAGAAAUAAAAUGCAAUCAUCUUUUCGUAGUAGAUGGUGCCAAAAUCGGAUAUGAUAAAUCAUGCCCGGCCCAAUUAUUGAUAUUUAAUUUAUCAACAAAUAAAUUAGCUAAACGUGUUAUUAUCCCGGAUAACAUUGCUAAUAUAAAUAACACUGGAUUAUUGACAUCAAUGGCUAUUUAUGCUCCAAGUUGUCAAGGCAUUAUAAAUAAUGUGACUGUGUUCAUCAGUGACACAAAAGGUUUUGGUUUAGUAAUGUAUAACGCACGUUCUUCAAAAAUCUGCAGAAUCAAUUCUGAUUUUAUGAAACCAUCCGUUUCUGCUAUGAUUACAACAAAUUUAACUCUUGAAAUUGCUGUUGGCAUUUUUACUAUGACGCUUAUUCGUAAUGAGUUAUAUUAUUCUACUUUGCCGGGCAACAAAAUAUAUAAAUUAGACGUAUCAAAGUUAAUAAACAAAGAUGAUUGUUCACUAAGUAUUAGUGAAGCUAACAAGUUAACUCAACUUGUUGCAUCAUUAUCAGGCCAGACAGUAGCGAUAACAUCUGAAGACUGUACAAUAUUUUUUAGCAAUAUUCUCGAAACAUCUGUCUUAUGCGCAGACACUUCUAAGAAAAUUAACUUCGAUAAUAUGAUGGUUAUCGCUCAAGAUUCUGAAGUUUUACAAUUUCCAAGUGCGUUGAAAAAUAAACAGAAUAAACUCUUAAUCGUAUCGAAUAAAUAUGAACGUCAACUUACUGAUACAUUAAAUAUAAAUGAAAUAAACUUUCGUGUAUUCUCGAUUGAUAUGCAACAUUUACGAAAACGGACAAAUUGCUUUUCAUCUUGCAGCUACAAGGGGAGUAGCUAAUUGAUAAUUUCCUAACUUAAUCAGAUUAACUACAUAAUUUUUAUGCAGUUAAACUAAAUUUGUUUAUUUUAAGGUGUUGGAAUUACAUUAUUCACAUAUACAUAUGUAUAUAAUGUUAUUUUUCAAGUAUAUAAUAAAUUAUCUCAAAGUUUUUACUGUCAACAUAAAUUUAUAAUAAAGAUUCACAAUAAAAGUUUUAAAAAAGGUAUCAAGAGUUUAUGUACUCCUGAAUAAUAAAGAAACUGUUCACAGCAAAA